Neltuma alba is the source of this 1002-nucleotide messenger RNA. Its product is annotated as germin-like protein subfamily 2 member 4. Bases 111 to 773 code for a protein of 220 amino acids. Gene Ontology annotation, molecular function: manganese ion binding. Lineage: Eukaryota; Viridiplantae; Streptophyta; Magnoliopsida; Fabales; Fabaceae. The transcript has 2 exons. The record is from RefSeq and is a predicted model, not a curated record.
CAAACAAUCCCACAUCUCUGGCUAUAUAUUAUACGAACAAAUCCCCAGCUUUCCCCCGCCAUUCAUCAUUCCAACAUUUUUUCCCCUCUCUUCAUCGUCUCAACUCAACCAUGUCGCCGGCAAAUAUUUUUGCUAUUUUCUUCAUCUUCUUCAGUUCCGUCUCCUUUACCUUGGCUUCUGAUCCCGAUUUGCUUCAAGACCUUUGCGUCGCUCUUCCCUCUUCAGGAGUGAAGGUGAACGGUUUUCCGUGCAAAAACGAGGCAAACGUGACGGCGGAUGAUUUCUUCUUCGCUGGGAUAGCAAAGCCCGGUGUGAUAAACAGCACGGUGGGUUCAUUGGUGACGGCGGCGAACGUGGAGAAAAUCGCAGGGCUUAACACUCUGGGUGUGUCAUUGUCCAGAAUAGACUACAAACCUGGUGGCCUAAACCCGCCACACACACACCCUCGUGCCACAGAGAUGAUCUUCGUGUUGGAAGGAGAAUUGGAUGUGGGCUUUGUGAUAACAUCUAACAAGUUCAUCUCCAAGAAAAUCAAGCAAGGUGAGGUCUUCGUCUUCCCCAAGGGCUCGCUUCACUUCCAGAAGAACAAGGCAGAUAAGCCUGCUUCUGUAAUCUCUGCCUUCAAUAGCCAGCUACCUGGUACCUUGUCAGUCGCCGAGGCUCUCUUCAACGCCAAGCCGGGUGUGCCCGACGAUGUGCUCGCUCAAACCUUCCAGAUUGGUACUAAAGAAGUGGACACAAUCAAAUCCAAGCUCGCUCCUAAGAAGACUUGAUUAAUUAGUUGUACACACGAGAGCAUGCGUGGGGUCGUCUUCUGAAAGUUUUCCCUUUUCUUUGUUAGAUGGUCACUUUUAAAGGGUUUUGGUUGGGGUGUUUCGUCUUGCCAAACGACGUGAUAUUUGUUUAGCAUGAAAUAAUUGUAAUUUGCAAGGACACUCGCACACGCACCAUGUGCAGUGUACGUGCCUUAUAAUAAUCGACAUAUAUUUUACAAAGUCCAAA